Messenger RNA from Jaminaea rosea, 5056 nucleotides. RefSeq lists its product as hypothetical. Gene Ontology annotation, biological process: trehalose biosynthetic process. The record is from RefSeq and is a predicted model, not a curated record. The coding region runs from base 166 to 4977 and encodes 1603 amino acids. Gene Ontology annotation, cellular component: cytosol; alpha,alpha-trehalose-phosphate synthase complex (UDP-forming). NCBI's taxonomy places the organism in Eukaryota, Fungi, Basidiomycota, Exobasidiomycetes, Microstromatales. The transcript has 3 exons. Gene Ontology annotation, molecular function: catalytic activity.
AUCACCAUCACUACGAUUGACCCGUCUUUCUCGUCAGCUCCCGCCGUCGUCAUUGGCAGCAUACACGAUCUCCUCGGCCUUCUCAUGAGCAAGUGAGAGAUAUCUCAGCCUCACUGCGACGAUUGGGCGCAGCUUCGUCGUACUCCUCACCACGCUGCCGAUACGAUGGUAGCUGGACCCUUCACCCCCGGGUCACCGCCGACGGCCACGCCUCUUCGUCAUCCUCGAGGAUACGGCCAUCGCGUCCUGAUCGCUUCUCUCUUCCUGCCUGACACGAUUCAAUUCAGGGAACGAGAUGAGUCGAUCAUUCAGACGCCUCGAGACCAAUCGUCUGCGCCUCCUUCGCCUACGACGGAUCCGGCAAUGACGCUUGCGCUGCACGAGUUGGGCAAUAGGUUGCAAGGAGUCAAUGUUCGCGAUGACGGUCCGUCCCCGUCUGCUUUGAGUGAUACUGAGGAGGGCAAUGCAUUGUCCCCACCACAACAGAAGGUAAAGGCGAGUCAAACGGCGUCCAAGGGGCUUAGUCCUCAACCUCCUCGCAGAGGUUCAAGCGGCAAUUCUGGUACGUCGUCAGGACAUGCUCUUCAGCCGACACCGCAGGUCAACAUGUCCUCUCUCAUGGCAGAAGCCACUCGUCCACCGACUAACGAAGAGAUCCCACGUCGACGCCUCUCGUCGUCGCUUUCUGGCGCCAGCAGGCCAGCAGGCCUGUCAGCACUCACCCCUGCUGAACCGACGCCGUCGAGCUCAGUAGCAGAUCACGGGCGAUCAGAAUUCCAGCCGCCCUCAAGACCACAGGCUUCCCGUGCCAACACCAAUGCAACAGUCAGAGGCGGCAGUAGCGGGCCAGAAAUGUCCACCUCGCCUCCAACGACGACAAUCAGCUUGGCCGCUCCUGGACCUCCCUCAAGAAGGGGAAGCGUAUCAGCAGAAGGCGGCUCUACCUCAGCCAAGUCCGCUCUGGGUCUCAACAGCAGCAGCGGUGCCGCCUCGUCAUCAUCUCCAGUCCCACAAUCGAGCAUCGACGGCACGGGUACACGAACUCCUGGCGCCUCUGUAGCUGGGAAAGCAGGCACGCUACAGCCUCUCAGUAUCAUUAGCGACUUGCAGGCCAGGCGCAAUCAAAUGUCGUCGCUCGCUCCUACGUCGACGCCUGGCGAUGCGGAGCGUCAUCAUCCUUUUGGUGGAGGGGCAGUCACGCCGCUGAGGGGAAGUCAGACGCCCGGUCAUGCGCCGAGACCGCCUGGUGCCGGACCUCACGGAUCGCAGACCCCUGGCCUUGGAAAGUCAGCUCAUUCUGCAUCGGUGAGCAGGCCUCAGCCUCCCUCCUUGACAAUGACCAAGUCGACGCAUGACGGUCCUCCACAGCAGCAGCAGCAGCAGCAGCAGAGAGGCAACACCAGCGGUAGCGGUGCAGUCACGACGGGCACGUCUACACCUCACUUGCCUUCCAUGAAGAGGCGCGGCUCAGAUGCUGGUGGCUACUUUGCGCCUCGACCUGCGUUGAGCCGCAUCGGCACGCAUACGAACAGUUCUACGACACAGGGUCGUGCCGGCGGCACGUACAACGACCACGGUCGAGGUGCCGCUCUCAGCGACGCCCCAGAAGACUCAGUGACAUCUCCCCCAGCCGCACCUCAGGCAGCUGGCGAUGGGCCAUCCUCAUCUACUCAGCCGGCACCUCGUGCCCCAAAGAAGGUCGUAGUCUCGUGCGCGAGCGGCGAAACCACCCCGUCGACGGGCACAAAUUCGCCAGUCAUGGAGCGCGUACCACUGCAUCGUUCUGGGAGGAAGCAGAGCACCGGCUCGUCUUCUUUUGUACGCUCCAGCUCACGACCACGUCUUGGCGGCAGCGGUGCAGGCGGGAGCGGAAGCAAUGCUAGGAGAUCAUCUACUUACUCAUCUCUGCGCUCCCGUCGUCUCUCCUCCGAUACUCUUUCCACCUUCACCGAGGACGUCGGGGUCGGCGACGAGAGUCCCGAGCAUUACGCCUCCCACUACCACGGUCAUCACGGUCACCACAGUCGCCAUCACACGGACGGCGAAGAGGACGUCGAGCUUCCUCCCUGGGAUUUCAUCACCAAUCCAUCCUCGAACGGAGGACUUUUCAAUGCCAUCUCUGCGCUUGCGGAUCAAAGGAAAUUGCGCGGCCCAAGAGGCGGGAAAGUCUUCGUUGGGACGCCCUCUAUUCAUGCUGAUGAGGAGUGGCUGAGCGCCAGGCACCGCAGGGGCAUCGCGCAGCGGUAUAGGAAUGAAAAGGCGUCAGUGCCUGUUUGGGUAAAAGGGGACAUCUUCCGUGGGGCCUAUGGAGAAUUUUGCAAGGGCAUCCUCUGGCCAACCUUCCACUACACCCUCCCCAGCGACAAGUCCCUCGAAAACGAGCACAGCGCUUUCGAAGCCUAUCGACAUCUCAACGAGCUCUUCGCGCGCAAGAUCGCCGAAGAGUGGAAAGAGGGCGAUAUCGUCCUCAUCAACGACUACCACCUCUUGCUGGUCCCGCAGAUGCUCCGCGACCUAGUGCCCUCGGCCACCAUCGGCUUGUUCGUUCACAUCGCCUUUCCAAGCUCGGAGCUCUUCCGCUGCCUCGCGAUGAGAGAGACCUUGCUGCGGGGCAUGCUAGGUGCUGACCUCGUGGGAUUCCAGACCCUCAAUUUCUGUAGGCACUUUAGGCAGACCGUCUCUCGCAUUCUGCAGUUGGAAGCAACACCAAAAGGAGUGCAGACAGAGACCCUCUUUACGACCGUGUCCUCCUUCCCAAUCGGCAUCGAUCCUCGCAAUCUCAACGCCAAACGCGCUGAUCCCGAGGUGACCGAAUGGGUGCAACGCCUCACUGAGCGCUACGAGGGAAAGAAGGUCACCGUGGGAAGGGAUAAGAUGGACUGGAUCAGAGGGGUGAGGCAGAAGCUGCUUGCCUUUGAGGUCUUCUUGAAUGAGCACCCGGAGUGGGUGGGUAGGGUGGUGUUGAUCCAGGUCGCGCUAGCGACCAACAACGAAGACAACGACGAGGCAGGCGAGGCCAACAAUGUCGUAUCGCGGAUCAAUUCCAAGUACUCGAGCUUGACUUAUCAGCCCGUCGUCUUCCUUCACGUCCAGGACAUCACCACCGCCCAGUACCUCGCUCUCCUCACGGUGGCGGACGCUUUUUUGGCCAACUCGCUUCGCGAGGGAAUGAACCUUACCACGCACGAGUACAUCAUCUGCCAGGAAGCCAAGCAGUCCCCCUUGAUCCUCUCCGAGUUCACCGGCACCUACUCGGCGCUGAGAGCAAGCAUUGGGAUCAACCCGUGGAACACGAAGCAGGUUGCUCACGCUAUGCACACGGCCUUGAGCAUGGGGAGGGAGGAAGCGCGGGCAAGAUGGGCGGACUUGCAUAGGACGGUGGUUACGCAGACCGCACUACAGUGGAUUACUUCGCUGCUGAGUCGACUGGAGAGAGCACAUCUGGAGCAGCAGCGAAGAGACAAUGCUUUCCUCCCUCGGCUAGAGGUAGGCACCAUCGUCUCCGAGUACCGAGCUGCCAAGACCCGCCUCAUUGUGGUGGAUCUAGAGGGCUCUCUUCUCCCCGGUGAGGGUGCCUUAUUCUUGCGGGAUGCAAAGGACUUCUGCGUGCCGCAUAGGGUGCUACAGACCCUGAGAGAGUUGACGGAGGAUCCGCGCAACUUCAUCUAUGUGUUGAGCGGGCUGAGCGCGGGCUUAUUGGACAAGUUGACGGAUGCUGUGCCUGGAUUGGGCGUGGUGAGCGAGGAUGGGUGCGCGAUCAAGCACCCGGAGGCCAUCGCUCCGCGAUCUCAACAGUCCACCGGCAGCACCACCGAUCCCGAGCACGGCAGGGAGGGCGAGCAGCACUCAGACGCCUCCCUUGCAAUCUCAGCCGAAUCCUGCAAGUCGAGCUGGACCAAUCUGACCGCAGGGCUCAACAAUAGCUGGAAAUCUUCAGUCACACAGAUCUUGCGCUACUUCUCUGAUCGGACGCCUGGAUCCAUCCUCAUCGACCGGGGGUCGAGCCUAUUCUUCUCCACUACGGACGGGCGUGGCCGUGAGGAAGGGGAAGAGACUUGCAUCGAAAAGGAACCAAGCCAUGCUACCAGAGCAAGACGUCGCUCCUCCUCGCAUCGCUCCCAGCAUACGCGCUCUCCAUCUCCAACAGCCUCCCCCUGCGGACAAUGGGCGGUCCCCCACUCCGGUGUUGCACACGACCUCAAUGCUCAAGAAUCUCAAUGGGCUCGGCGACAGCUUGCAGAGAUCAAUAAUCUCAUCUAUGACUCGUUGGGCUUCUCUCUCCGCAUCAUCCCAAAGGGUUCGACGCUUAGUGUCAUGCCGAAGAAUGUCAGCCGGGUGGGUGCCGUACAGCACGUCGUACAGCUACAGGCGAUGGGCUUGUUAAAUCGCGGACGCGCCGCCAAGGAGGGGGAUGCAGAUGAGGAAGAGGAGCUGAGGACCCAAGCGCAAGAUGGUACUAGGGCCUUCGAGCACGACAAUGCUUCUUCGUCUACGGCACAAAUGCUGUCCUCUGCUCGUCUCGACGCACUCGGUCUCGGCGGUGGUGGGCUCGGCUCGGCCAAGUGGGAUCACUGGCAUGACGGCACGCUCGCGACCGGGCAUCACCAGGCUGCAGGCUCCUCUACAGCAAAUGAACAGCCUCGCCUUGCUGCCGGUCCCAUCCCGACCCCUGCCGCCCUCGCGGGCUCCUUCGACCUCUGCCUUUACCUCGGCCGCGACGAACGCGUCAUGGCUUACUGCUCCUCGCUGGAUCUGCCAUUUGCCCCGCUCACCGUCACCUCUGCGCCAGAGAGUGAGGUCGAGGUGAGGGGUAGUGAGGCUGGCUUCUGCUUAGGAGAGGGGGAUCGCCAAGACGCAGCAGAGGAAGACGGUGAGGAGCAGGAUGGUGCUACUCUGGUGGAGAAGACUCUGCGCGAGCUGGCGGGCUUUAGGCGAAGGGAUGAAAGGUGGGGGACGGGCGGCCGAGCGGACGAAUGAAGGGAGAGGCCAUUUUGCGUGUCGUUGUGACUCUGCUCUAUGCAAACAAUUCAAUGCGCAUGCGAUUAGGAAGCCACGC